Molecule: messenger RNA, 2417 nt
Organism: Oncorhynchus tshawytscha (Chinook salmon)
Lineage: Eukaryota; Metazoa; Chordata; Actinopteri; Salmoniformes; Salmonidae
Product: zinc finger BED domain-containing protein 4-like
Exons: 2
Coding region: 1022-1825 (267 amino acids)
Molecular function (GO): protein dimerization activity
Source: RefSeq, a predicted model, not a curated record
CAGUUGUAGCAGCAAUUACCUUAUGAAGGAAUUAGCAGUUAGCUAAAUGCAAAGGAGCAACAUGGCGAGCCAGAACAAGAAGACGGCCCAGUAUCAUUCAGGUCUGCCGCAUGGGAACAUUUCGGUUUCCCUGUAAACUAUAACGGGGAUUACCAACGAGUGGGGGAUAAAACAUCUACAACAUGUAGGCUCAGUUCAUUUAGCAGAUAGCCUAUUAGAGUGGUAAUACAAGUAACAUGACUCCUCAUUUGCGCCGACACCUCAAAGUGCCAAUCCGUGGGACUAGGCGAAAAAAUGAAACGGCAAACGCUUCUCCCCACAGCCUUCAGACAGCAAUAUGCGUCUGACUCCGGUAGGGCUAAAGAAAUCAACGCAGCGAUAGCAAAAUUCAUAGCAGCAUGUAUGCGACCCAUAUCCGUGGUAGAUAAUGCGGGGUUCACAAACAUGUUUAAAGUGGUCGAGCGCGUUUCACUAUUCCUUCCCGUACACAUUUUGCCCAGACAUUAAAGCCUGCGUUAUACAAACAAAAACUUGAGAGCGAGUUGUCAGAAACGCGGUAUGUUGCUCUAACAACAGACAGUUGGACGUCUAGAGCUACAGAGAGCUACCUUACUGUAACGGUUCAUUUAAUUACGGUAGAAUGGGGAUUACAAAGCCAUGUCUUUCAAACACGUCCCAUUGAGAGUAGUCACACCAGUGUCAACUUUGGGGAAGAGCUAAGGGCAGUAGUUGCAGUGUGGAAGUUGGAGAGGGAUAAUGUAACGAUUCCUGUGACCACUGACAACGCUAAAAAUAUUGUAAAUGCAGUUGCACUAGCUGGAUUUGGGCAACAUAUAGGAUGCUUUGCUCACAUUAUUAAUCUAGCAUCUCAAAAAAAAAUGUCAGUGGAUCCAAUCUAUCGUCUCCUAGCAAAGAUCAGGAAGGUGGUAUUCUCAAAUCACAACUGGUGGUAUUCUCAAAUCACAACUGGUGGUAUCCUCAAAUCACAACUGCUGCACAUGUUUUCAAGACAAAACAGGAGAUGCUGGAGCUGCCAAACUACAAACUAGUACAAGAUGUCCCUACUAGAUGGAAUUCAAGCCAUGACAUGGUUGAGAGGUACCUUGAGCAGAAAGUUGCGGUGUAUUCUACACUGACUGAUCAAGCCGCGAGGAAGAAUGUCAAAGAUAUUGUGACCUUGUCUGAAAAUGACAAGAAGACUAGCAGAGGAAGUUAUCAAAGUGUGUCACAAACAGUCACAACACUGAGAUGCACUGAGAGCAUCCCAUCAGUUUCCAUGGUCCUGCCUAUGAAAACAAUGAUCCUGAAAUCAAUGGUGGCAUCUGAUGAAGAUGACCCCGCAGUAAGGGAUGUCAAGACUGCUAUCAGAGUUAAUCUGGAGCCUAGAUAUGCUGACCCUGGUGUCCAAGACUUCUUACACAAGAGCACCACUUUGGACCCCCGGUUCAAGUCCCUGCUGCACCUGGAUGCUGCUGCUCGUCUGAGAGUCGACAAUGAACUCACAGCAGAGAUUGUGACCAAUACACAACAGGGUCAAGCCACAGGAGCCAACCCCUCUCCAGAGAUGGCAGACUACAGGGGUUCUACUCCAGAAAAGGAGGUGACCUCAUACAGGGAAGUGGACUGUAUUCCCCUGGAUGCUGAUCCACUUACAUGGUGGAAGACCAAAGAGUUAAUAUACCUUCAUGUUGCCAUGUUAGCAAGGUGCUACCUGGCUGAGCCUGGGAUCUCUGUCCCUAGUGAGAGGGUAUUCUCCACAGCUACCUGGCUGAGCCUGGGACCUCUGUCCCUAGCGAGAUGGUAUUCUCCACAGCUGCCUGGCUGAGCCUGGGACCUCUGUCCCUAGUGAGAGGGUAUUCUCUACAGCUACCUGGCUGAGUCUGGGACCUCUGUCCCUAGUGAGAGGGUAUUCUCUACAGCUACCUGGCUGAGUCUGGGACCUCUGUCCCUAGCGAGAUGGUAUUCUCCACAGCGGCUGACAUUGUCACAGUAAGCCGAUCUGUGCUCACUGCAGAUCAUGUGGAAAGACUAAUCUUCUUAAAGAAAAACUUGAAAAUCUGAUUACAUUUCAUUUUUUUUCAAGUAAUCAGUCUCAAGUGGUCCUAUUUUGUUUAAGGCACUGCUAUGUAACUUAAUUUUGAUAUAUGCUGCUGGACUAUGCACUGUUGUUGAAGUUCUGUUUUAAAUGACUAUUUUUUCCCUGUUAUAAGACAGGCACUGUUGUUUUUUGUUGUCCCUUUGUUUCCAUCUGCUCCUGGGAAUUCAAGCUACCCAUGUUUACUAUUAUAAUACAUGGAAAAUCUAAAUACAAAUGACAUAUUUCUCAGGCAUUUAUUUUGUCGAUGUAUCGAAACCGUACCGAACUGUGAGUUUUGUGAACCAUUUCACCCCUACUGUUUACAGUAUUUUUGAAAAAC